Molecule: messenger RNA, 2312 nt
Organism: Ilex paraguariensis (yerba mate)
Lineage: Eukaryota; Viridiplantae; Streptophyta; Magnoliopsida; Aquifoliales; Aquifoliaceae
Source: the annotation of a GenBank genome assembly
AAGAAAAUUUGAUUUUCUUCCCCUUUUAUACUCAUCAAAUACUUGGCCUCGUUGCGGUGCACAUUCCCCUUUUUCUAAUCAAAUUUUGUCUCGAGUCAAUUAAAUUUCGUCUCGGUUUAAAUUUAGUACAUUUUUAUUGAACUAACUUUAAAUUAUUUUUCGGGUCCCAUAAAUAAAAUCUAGUCGUAUUUAUUUUAGUCGCACGACAUCCAAUUGCCUCGUAAAAAGUGAAAAAUUUGACUUUUGGCGAAAAUUGACUGGAUAGUUAUAUUUCGCGAUAUGAAUCCAAAUGUGAGGUCCAUUUUGCCAUCCGAGUUCCAUAAAAAUUCGGAUUUUCAACCCGUACCGUAAUGACAAAUUACUGUUUAGCCCUUUUUAAUAAAAUUUUAAUUUUUCUGGGUUUUACAUCGUAUAAUAGUAUCGUUUUGGGAGGUGACGAGUCGGAUACUCGUCCGACUCAUAUUAGUAUUGACCCAUUUUUUGAACCAUGCCUAGGAGACUUUUGGAAGACUUGUGAAAAUGAAAUGAUUCCUUUCCACGCAUUGUGAAUUUUUCGUUCUCUUGAUUUUCCUUUUACCGAUAUAUAGUAUUCAACUGACAUGGAAAGCAAAACUGAAUUACCUCGAUGUCUUUUGUAAUUUGGUUGCCAACAGCUUUGUAAAUGCUUUUAGGCUUCAUCUAAUUCUUCUUCCUUACACAAAAAAGAAUAUUCAGUGUUUCUGUGUGCGCGUAAGUCACAAGAAUGAAUCAAUCAUCUUUUGGCAGUAUAAAUGGAGAAAAUAAACAUCAUGGGACACCUACAAAUCCAUGUGCUUCAGAUCGGGUACCUGGAGGAUCUUCUAGUGGAUCUGCUGUUGCAGUUGGUGCAAGGCUUGUAGAUUUCUCCUUAGGUACUGACACUGGAGGAAGCGUAAGAGUUCCAGCCUCAUAUUGUGGGAUUUUUGGGUUUCGGCCUUCUCAUGGAGUUGUUUCUACUACAGGGGUUAUUCCUAUGGCACAGAGUCUUGACACUGUGGGCUGGUUUGCCAGGGACCCUGUGCUAUUGAAUCAAGUUGGGAGGGUUCUACUGCAAAUGCCUGAUAUGCAUCCUGCUAGACCCGAGCAUAUUUUUAUUGCAGAUGAUUGUUUCAAGCUUCUAAGCAUUCCAAGUGAUCGAGUUUCUAAAGUUCUUGUUAAUGCUGCAGAGAAGUUACUUGGGGGUCACAUUUUGAAAACUGUGAGCCUUGGGGCCUACGUUGAGGAGAGAGUUCCAAGUUUGAAGCUUUUCAUGGGGAAAGGAAGCAGAAAUGAAGAGCCUAAUAUACCAUCGUUGGUAGCUCUUUCAAGUGCCAUGCGAUUACUUCAAAGGUAUGAGUUCAAGAAAAAUCAUGGUGAAUGGGUCAGUAGUGUCAAACCUGAUUUAGGUCCAGGGAUAUCAGAACGUGUGUGGGAAGCUAUUGCAGCUACAGAUGAAAAUAUAGAUGUCUGCCAAAGAAUGUUGACUGAAUUACGUGCUGCUCUGGCUUCUCUUGUUGGGGAUCUGGGCAUCCUUGCAAUCCCUACAGUUCCUGGGCCUCCUCCAAAACUACAAACAGAGGCUUCUACCCUGGAAACUUUUCGUGUCAGAGCUUUUAGCUUGUUGUCCAUUGCUGGAGUAUCUGGAUUUUGCCAGUUGAGCAUACCUCUUGGGAUGUAUGAUAAUCUUCCGGUGGCAGUGUCUUUGCUAGCAAAACAUGGCUCAGAUGCAUUCCUACUGAAUGUUGUUGAGAUCCUUUAUGACACUCUCAAAGAGCAGGUUGAAAUUGCAGAAAAUUUGGGUUACUAAAUUAUUUGUGAUAUAAGAGGUAAAUCUCUUUCCUGCUUGUAUUUUCUCGCUGCUUGAAAGCACUCUAAUUCGUCAGUUUUAUUCCAAGCAGUCCUCAACUGUAGCUUCUGUGAGGGUCCAUUUAUUUUCUUGUAGCAUCUCAGAAUGCAGACUGAAUGGACUUAAUAGAGCAAAGGGUAUUACUUUGGUUGCUACUUUAGCUUGAGAGCGACAAGUUAUGCUUAAUGGGUGGAUAUCGGCGAGACAUAUUUCGUUGCUGGCAUUAGUAGUUGCAAAUUCAGAGUUCAAAAUCACAGCAUUGGAAUAAUAUUUCUGGAAUCUUGUAACUUUUGGGAUGAGGGGAGGAAAAUUAUUUAUGCAAAUACUACUGUGCUGUAUUAUUUAUACAAAUAAUACUACCUUUAUGUAUGUUUUAUUUGCACUAAUACUAGAUUUCAUGGUCAUGUAAACUAUUUAGUGUUAGACCAUCUCCUGUAGGUUCUGUAUUUUCACUCAAUUCUUUAUUAUA